UCUGUGGUUGGGAUCGCGUCGCGAGAGUCUCGCGCCGGGCCGGCAGCAUGUCCGACAACGAGGACAACUUCGAUGGUGACGACUUUGACGAUGUGGAGGAAGAUGAAGGGCUAGAUGAUUUGGAGAACGCAGAGGAGGAGGGUCAAGAGAAUGUAGAAAUCCUUCCAUCUGGAGAGAGACAGCAGGCAAAUCAGAAGCGGAUCACAACUCCAUACAUGACCAAAUAUGAGCGAGCCAGAGUCCUGGGCACUCGUGCACUCCAGAGAGCGAUGUGUGCUCCAGUCAUGGUAGAGUUGGAAGGAGAGACAGAUCCUCUGCUGAUUGCAAUGAAAGAACUCAAAGCUCGGAAGAUUCCCAUAAUCGUCCGCAGGUACCUGCCAGAUGGAAGCUAUGAAGACUGGGGUGUGGAUGAGCUAAUUAUCACAGACUGACCUGCUUCCUGUCUUUGUCCCUGGUUCCUCCUUCACCUGC
Mauremys mutica (yellowpond turtle) is the source of this 471-nucleotide messenger RNA. RefSeq names its product DNA-directed RNA polymerases I, II, and III subunit RPABC2-like. The record is from RefSeq and is a predicted model, not a curated record. NCBI's taxonomy places the organism in Eukaryota, Metazoa, Chordata, Testudines, Geoemydidae. The coding region runs from base 48 to 431 and encodes 127 amino acids. Gene Ontology annotation, molecular function: DNA binding; DNA-directed RNA polymerase activity. Gene Ontology annotation, biological process: DNA-templated transcription. Gene Ontology annotation, cellular component: RNA polymerase III complex; nucleus; RNA polymerase II, core complex. The transcript has a single exon.